This is a messenger RNA of Lindgomyces ingoldianus, 1151 nucleotides long. Its product is annotated as AN1 zinc finger protein. NCBI's taxonomy places the organism in Eukaryota, Fungi, Ascomycota, Dothideomycetes, Pleosporales, Lindgomycetaceae. The transcript has 2 exons. Gene Ontology annotation, molecular function: zinc ion binding. Gene Ontology annotation, cellular component: cytoplasm. The record is from RefSeq and is a predicted model, not a curated record. Bases 100 to 1068 code for a protein of 322 amino acids.
CGAGAAUUCUCGAUCCUUCGUCGGAUUUCUCAUCCCUACUUCAUCCCUCCUCAUUCCCGCCACUUCCAUCUCACGUAUUUAAACGCCUUGGUUCUCAAUAUGACGCCCUCAAUUCUUAUCGCCCCGUCGCAGUCGAGCUCAACCCCUGAAAGCUUCACUGAGAUGUCUAACGGCGACGUUGAGGCUAUUGGCGCCCACUGCCAGAUGGCCUACUGCCAUGUACUUGAUUUCCUCCCCUUCCGGUGUGAGAGUUGCCGGGGGACUUAUUGCCUUGACCACCGAUCGGAAACCUCGCACAAAUGUCCCAAGGAAGGAGAAUGGGCACGGAAACGCAACGCCCUCAACGCGAGCACGAAUGCAUCCCUCCCGAAGCCCUCCCUACUGAACCACGACCACCAGUGCUCUGACACCAGCUGUAAGAUGCUGAUCUAUACGAACCGCAUGCCAGGCAAUCAUUGCACGACCUGCAACCGCCACUACUGCCUAAAGCAUCGCAUGCAAGAGGACCACGAUUGUAAAAACUUGAAGCUGAUAGGAGCGCGGCCCACCACUAUUUCCGAGGGGCAGAAGGCCGUGAAGUCGGCGCUAUCGUCGUUUCGGAAGGCUUGGGGCGCCAGAGCCAGGGCUUUCGAAAAUACUAGAGAAACUAAGGUUGCGGCCUUCGCUGAGAAGUUCAAGACGAAGGAAGAGAAGACCGCUGCACAGCGGCUGAAAGAGAUAAAUGAGCUGAAGAAGACAGCAAGGGGUGAAUCAUCGAUUCCCCAAGACAAGCGAAUAUACCUCCACGUCAAAGCCUCCGCCGAUACCACGAAAUCGAAAUACCCGAGCGGCAAAUUCUUCUAUAACAAGGACUGGACAGUCGGCCGCGUCCUCGAUCUUGCGGCGAAAGCACUCCAAGUCGAGAACGUGAACAACCGUGGUGGAGGCGAAGAGGACAAGCUGAGAGUCUUCCACGUCGAGGGAGGAAGACCGCUGAGGUUCAGUGACAAGAUUGGUGCUCCGUGUCAGACGGGGAAUACGAUUGUCUUGCUAAGGGGAGUGGGGGAUCCGGAUUUGAUUGAACUUUGAGCAGCAUCACAUUGCAUCGCGUUGAUUUGGUUUUCGUUUGGGUUUUGGGUUCGUGAUACCCAUGAUAAUGAUAUUAUGACAUC